Molecule: messenger RNA, 1155 nt
Organism: Volvox carteri f. nagariensis
Lineage: Eukaryota; Viridiplantae; Chlorophyta; Chlorophyceae; Chlamydomonadales; Volvocaceae
Exons: 8
Coding region: 1-1155 (384 amino acids)
Source: RefSeq, a predicted model, not a curated record
AUGGAUCUGGCAUCUGUCAAGGCAGUGUUCCUGGAUGUCGCGUGCAAGUUUGAGGGCUACUACAAGAGGAUCUAUGAGGAGCUGGACUUGCCUGCUGGUCUGCCCUUCGCCAUCGGACCAUGGCACAUCCGACCACACAAGCCUGAGUGCAAUGUCCGCUGCAACUCACGCUACAUGCCUGGACUGGGGCUCACAUUCGGGGACCUAAUCGAGCACCUUUGGGCAGACAAUCGGAGACACUGGUACAUCACGGCGUAUAUGUCCCCAGCUGCACGCCAGGACUUCAUCAACGGGCUGCCAGUCACAUUAUUUCGCAAGGGCGCCAAUAAAAAUAAAAUACACUGCACCCAGCCGCCAACACCGCCACGUCAGCCAACGGAUCCAGCCCGGGCCGCAGCAGCAGAAGGCGACGCAUGCCUGGGCCUUCGGCACUUUAAGGCUGCGGCCAGUGGCUCCCUCGACCUGCAACCCCUCGCGGCUGGUGAUUUGUUUAUCUCGGAGAAGUUGGUGAUGGAGCGCCUGAAGGAGCGUGGAAAGAUGGCGGACCCAGAUGCUGUUUCUUGCUCUAAGUUCAAAGCUGCAAAGGUCUUCGGGCGGCGUGCUGCAAACUAUGAUCGCCUUGGUGUCGCAGCAUUUGCUUGUAGGCAUGGCUUCGUCCCGGCCAUGGUGAGCCUGCAUACAGAGGAGGACUUUGUGUACUACGAGGUGCUGCUGGAAGCUCUGAAGCAGAGGAUGGAUCUGGCAUCUGUCAAGGCAGUGUUCCUGGAUGUCGCGUGCAAGUUUGAGGGCUACUACAAGAGGAUCUAUGAGGAGCUGGACUUGCCUGCUGGUCUGCCCUUCGCCAUCGGACCAUGGCACAUCCGACCACACAAGCCUGAGUGCAAUGUCCGCUGCAACUCACGCUACAUGCCUGGACUGGGGCUCACAUUCGGGGACCUAAUCGAGCACCUUUGGGCAGACAAUCGGAGACACUGGUACAUCACGGCGUAUAUGUCCCCAGCUGCACGCCAGGACUUCAUCAACGGGCUGCCAGUCACAUUAUUUCGCAAGGGCGCCAAUAAAAAUAAAAUACACUGCACCCAGCCGCCAACACCGCCACGUCAGCCAACGGAUCCAGGCCGGGCCGCAGCAGCAGAAGGUCGGCUCAGUUUCUGA